Messenger RNA from Alternaria rosae, 1978 nucleotides. RefSeq lists its product as uncharacterized. The record is from RefSeq and is a predicted model, not a curated record. NCBI's taxonomy places the organism in Eukaryota, Fungi, Ascomycota, Dothideomycetes, Pleosporales, Pleosporaceae. The transcript has 2 exons. Bases 93 to 1808 code for a protein of 571 amino acids.
GACCGGUCGACUGCGCUCCAAUCACAGCGCUGCUCGCAAGACACUCCUACGUCACAUCACGACAUCCGGCUUUCGCGGCCCCCAUUUGAACGAUGGCGGCCCUAGCCUUCAAGGCCAUCAGCUACGGCGCAGAGCAGAUUCCCGAUAGCUUCUUCCACAAGUUACCCGGCGGCUACUUCGCACCCCCAGAUUCCAAAGAGGGCAAGAAGAGAGGCAAGCACUUGAACCACAACGAACGAGACGCGAGACAACGGCACCGGAGCGAAGACCGAUUCAGUAAGCGCAACUCCCGGCAAGAGCGCAGCCCGCCGACAGAGUACUCUGACUACACCGACGACACCGACUACGAGCGCGAACGCGAGCGCCGAAAGAGGGAGCGACGACGCGCAAAGAGUACGGGAACCACUGCUAGUAGGAGUCUGAGUCGCGGACGACACGGGAGACACAGCAGCGACCUGGACGGACAGCAUAGCGAUUCAAGAGAUAUGGCCUCACCUCAGCAGGGACAACCUUACUUCCCUCCUCCGCCCACUUCCGAAUACAAGCCCUAUAAUCCGCAGGAAUAUGCACCGAGCCCCGUGCAAGAUCGCCGCCCUUCUGUCACUCCAGCCUACGGAUACUCUCCUCAGGUAAAUAAUUUUUCCUCUUUUCGACGCGCAACGCUUGCGACCAUGCCUGAGCAUCCAACACCGGCGAACUCUUGUCCGCCCAUGUUGCGAAGCCGGACGACGUCGACGUGCGCCAGCCCCUUUCCCUUUCAACCUCAUUUACUUCGCACGCUUUCUCGUGGUUCUCCCGUUUCUGCUGCUUUCACUCCGUCAUACGAGCCGCCUCUCGCGGCCUUGCUCCAGCGCCCACUCACUAACACUCCGAAGCCACCACCUACAGAGCCACGCAAUGUCUCGUUGGACUAUGGCCAGUACGAUGCGCCUCGAAGCUCUAGGUACGCUCCCGGCCCCGGCUACGCUCCCUCGCCCGCCGUGGAUGCGCCUAUCCCUCCUCCGCCAGUGGGAUCAAAUUCCCCUAUGAACCCUUACCACCACACUGAGUUCCCUGCGAGCGCUGCUGGCUAUCAGCCAUCUCCCCCGCCCUUCAACCGUCAGCGCUCCAACUCUCAGCCUACUUUCGCGCCAGUGCCCAGCGCGGUCUACCCGACCUACAUACCCCCAUCUGCUGAACAGUCGAUGGCCGCAUACACCGACACUCGCUCCUCCCGCCGUGAAAGUACCAAGCCUCGUCGCGAACAUCGCCAUAGGGCUAGGUCCGUCGACUCUCACUCCCACCAGUCCCGCUCUAGCAAAGAUUCCCGUCGCGAUGAUUCACGCAUGACUAAGAUGCGUGAUAGAUUUGACGGCAUGGAUCUGCGCGAAAAGAGUUUGGCGGCUUCGGUGGGAGGUGCGUUGGCGGGGGGCCUCGCGGGCAGGUCCUUGGGUAAAAGUAGGCUGACCACACUGGCAGGAGCAGCUGCGGGUGCGUUGGGUGCCAGACAGAUGGCGACACGCUCGAGCGGAAGCGAUCGCCAUUCUAAAUCCCGUUCGCGCUCCCGAUCACGAACGCGUGCGCAUGACCGCGAACGCAGCAAAGGCCCCAGCCUCCGUGCUAGAAGCCGCAGCGUGAUAGACCGCCUCCGUUCCAAGUCGCGCGGACACGACGAUCGCGACGCGCGAAAGGAUGACAGGCGUGACCGCGAUCGCCGUCCAGAUCAUGGAUACGACUAUGGUCGCGAUGAUUACGACUACUUCAGCAGCGAUUCUGAGGGUGAUGGCAGCCCUGUGAAAACGAGACGCCAUCGCAGGAGGGACUAUUAGAGUCUAGACGAGGACUGUGGGUAAGCGUAGACAUCCCUACGAGUGUAUUGUUAUAUUUCCUCUGCUUUUCGAGCUUCUUGCGUUCCAUCUGUGUUCAGUUUUGACUGCGAUUUUGGAUCAUGUAUGGGUACGAGACGACGCUUACGAUUUACGACAAUGAUGAAGGAUAC